AUGCUCCUCACCAUCCACCCCAAUGCAUCGUCAUUGACCACCGCCAUCCGCCUCUUCCUCCUCUUCCUCCCCCUCACCACCACCGCCGCGUCCUGCGCCGGCGUCCUCCUCCAAACCAUCGCCACACGCUGGGACUCUCUAGGCUCAGCGUACCAAUCCGAAAUAUGCGCCCGCGGCUGUGAACCCGUAAUGUCCACCUGGGACGACUGGACCUACAACAACGCCUUCCUACCGCUUAUCGACACCAUGGCUUCCGAAAUGUCGCUCUCCGACAACUUCAAAACCACCUUCACGCGCAUCGGGCAGGACAUCGCGUCUGGCACAAAGAGUGAAUGUAGCGCUUUGCUAUCUCCCGGCCAACAUUUCUGUACUGGCGGCAACACCCCCGCAGGCGACAAACUGGCGCAGUGGAAUUGGUGUUUUAAGAAACAAGCCGCAAAGCAAGCAUCGAGAAAUGCUUUUACGAUGCUCAGAUUGGUGUCGAGUGAGAUCUGUAAGGGGGAGGCUUAUAAGUAUUUGGAGGAUGAUAAGUUGUGGAUGGAGGUUUUGCCGCAGUAUAUGAGAAAGUAUGCGGAUACUUGUCAGCUUCCACCGCCUAAAGAAGAGCGGAAACAGAAGGAGAUGAAGGAUGAGUUAUGA
Messenger RNA from Talaromyces amestolkiae, 639 nucleotides. RefSeq lists its product as uncharacterized. The coding region runs from base 1 to 639 and encodes 212 amino acids. The record is from RefSeq and is a predicted model, not a curated record. The transcript has a single exon. Lineage: Eukaryota; Fungi; Ascomycota; Eurotiomycetes; Eurotiales; Trichocomaceae.